CAGGCUUUCGAAGAUAUUACAUACCGCAGCGCACUAUGUGAAAAUGUACCUUAAACCAGUAAUCUUUACCGUUAUUCCUACUGACUAAUAAUCAGUCAAUCAAACUUCCGCUGUAUUUUUAUGGCUAAUCCAUUUGCUGAGACAAUCUUGGAAGGAUUUAUCUGCCCAAAAUGUAUGCUUACAUUCGGAACACCUGAUUUACUGAGCCAUCAUUUCAUAUUAGAACAUCAGGACUCUGUUAUUGCAGAAAGCGAAGAAAAUGUAUCAAUAACGCAGUCAGUUCUUAGACCACAAUUCGAGUUACAAAAUUCGUUCGCUUUUUAUGAUCGAAGAGAUGAUAAUCAGCCAAUCGGCACCUGUCAUUCCCUGACUUCGAAGUUCCUGGAAUUGCGUAAAUGUCAUGUUAAUCGUAGUUCAGUGGAAACAAAUAGUUUGUUAAUACGUCUAGAGAAAUUAAUUGAAGUAGUUGACGCACAUGAAAGUGAUAGAAAGGCAUUUGAACAAACAAUUGUACCAUGGAUUAAUGCAAAAGUGGACCUUUGUCCAUCCUGUGGCAAAGCAUUUGGUUUAGGAACUGAAAUAGCUUAUCCCGAUGAAAAUGACGAUAGCUUGGAUUCUUCACAAAACACGUCGAAUAGCAUUUCUAAAUAUUGGCUAAGCAAAACUAAUGUAACACGCCUAACAAACGCCAUUUUGGACUACAAUCCUAUCUAUCGUCGAAGGCAUCACUGUCGUCUAUGUGGAUCCAUUUUGUGUGCCGACUGCAGUUAUUUCAUUUCUGUAAAUAAAGCUCGCAAUCUUCUAAAUGCUCUGAAUGGACAAGAUCUAGAUAUAUUUCCAGGUUCUGUGAACACAACUGACACAGGUAACGAAUCUGAUCGUUGUCUCGAGUCGGAAAAUAUGUUUCGGCCUGGGAAUAUUCGUUUCACUACAGGAGAUUAUGAACUGCGUGUAUGUUCUGUCUGUAAAGCAGUUCUUGAGAAAAAGAUCAAUAGUUUGAGGAAUACAUCAGUCACUACUCCAAUUAUUCAAAUGCAUAUAGAGUUCAAAGAAUUAAUGCAAAAAGUCUGUGAAUGGCUUCCUUCGUAUAGUAUAAUUGCUGAAAGUCUUAACUCCGGUGAACAAAAGUAUGCACUUGAGUCGGCAAGAUCUAUGCAUUCUGAUCUGUUACAGGCACUACAGAAAAUUGAAUUACUCGGGAGACAAUUCUCAAAAUUUAGUGAACCAGAUUCAGAAUUUUAUGUCAACAGAGCACUGGCACGCUUAGCAUUAUCAGUUUCUCGAAGAGCUAAACAUUUUGUUCAGAAUUACCUUCCACCUUUACGAACUCUUCCCACCCUCAAGCAAUAUGAUAGUCUAACUUCACAACGCAAAGAUGAACUGUCAGCUAGGUGGCUAGAAGAAGACAGAGCUCUUGCAGAAGUUGUUAUUGUGUAACUAAUUUGAGAUUUCGUACAGUUUCGAAUCUCGCAGACACCAGUCACUUGCCUGUUGUAGUGUAUUGGAAACUCUUGUUUUGUUCUCUGAAUUAAAAGAGCAUAAUUCACUGUGGAAAUAUUGCUAAUGUCAUGCCUAGAAGGAAGAUGAAGGCUUUACAACUGAACCGUUUACCUGGGAGAAAACAACAGCGCGAAGACAUCCACCACAGCUACAAAUUUGUCCCAUCAUUUUAAAACCCUAUAUGCAGAACUUAAGCACGUUCUUAUUUACUGCAUGUGAAAACAAAUAGCGAAGCAUGAGAAGAUUUAGUUCAUCGCACAUUAGUUCAUGUUUACCCGGGAAGUAAGUUUACCUCAAAUUACAUUUACUGUGCACCUACAAGAACAACAUUUCUGAAAAUUAAUGUCGGCGCCUUUGUAAUGUGCGAAAUCCAGAUAGAUCUAACCAUUAUGCAACGUAGUAAACCUGUGAGUAGAAUUUAUAAUGCGUAAUAUGUAU
This is a messenger RNA of Trichobilharzia regenti, 1938 nucleotides long. Lineage: Eukaryota; Metazoa; Platyhelminthes; Trematoda; Strigeidida; Schistosomatidae. The record is from the annotation of a GenBank genome assembly.